Messenger RNA from Peniophora sp. CBMAI 1063, 675 nucleotides. Lineage: Eukaryota; Fungi; Basidiomycota; Agaricomycetes; Russulales; Peniophoraceae. The record is from the annotation of a GenBank genome assembly.
AUGGAGGCCGUGCAGCAUCCACACGACGGCUUUCCUGAGUCGAGACGUUGGUUAUCUGAAUACCUGUGUCAUUCGGUGCUGGCCGUUGGUUCCCCAGAUUGGCUGUCGCGCCUCAUUCUGAAGCAGGUCUUUCCGCUCGGGGCGUCGAAGCGCAAGGGCGCGCUGAGACUAACACAUAUCUGUACACCUCGGGUUAUGACCAUCUGGAAUCCUAUCGAUCUUCCACCCUUUGACCCAGCUCAGUAUCGUGUAGUCGAGGUCCUGGCGGAUGGCGGCUUGCACGCUUUGGUACACAUCACCCCCGUUGUUCCUCUAUCACCAAUCACUUCCGUCCCGCGUGCCUCUCGAUCGAGUGCUGUAGUUGAACGAAGGCACACAUUACGAUCGAGGAAACAGGGUCCCGUCGUGGAAGAGAAACAACGGCCUGGGAAGAAACGCAAAACUGUUGGCGAGAGGCGCUUUACAGUCUUCAUUCAAGUCAACGUCGCAUCCUCCCCCUGUUCCACGAUCGAUGGAGCUGCGCGUCUACUGGAGCUGGUGGUUGGGGACAUCGAAUCCGAGUACUUCUUUGUUUUCGUCACUGCAAAGGACGAAGUUCUAGAUCCCAGUACCAUCCCUGAUUUCUUGUUACACCGCUUCAAGUGGUACCAUCUCUCCAUUGACAGUGACAUGUAG